Molecule: messenger RNA, 1344 nt
Organism: Vitis vinifera (wine grape)
Lineage: Eukaryota; Viridiplantae; Streptophyta; Magnoliopsida; Vitales; Vitaceae
Exons: 9
Coding region: 104-1051 (315 amino acids)
Source: RefSeq, a predicted model, not a curated record
AAAAACCAGGAAGCCUGGGAAAAGCAGAAAAUCAAUAAUCGAGAGAUAUUUCUGCUUUCCAUUGGCCACAGAGGAAGAAGAGGAUAGCGGAGUUGUAUUGGAAAUGGAGACCCUCUCGAGGGUGGGCUGCUUAACCAACUGUACGCACUUCCCAUUCCCAACUUCAUCUCCAAUUUGUCCUCCUCAGUCCCAUUCUACCAGACUUCCAUCUCUCUCUGUCCUUAGAACUCCUCGUCCAGUGGGUGAACUUGCAGGGGAGGAUGUUUUGCGAAUGUUCUUUAAGGAGAGAGAAUUGAAUGGGGAUUUUAUUUCAAAAGCUUCUGAUAUGCUUUGGCAGAGGGAGGUCAUGAAAUUUGUUGAUGCAGAAGCUGGCACACCACCUGACACUCCUCAACAACCAGAGGGGGUCAAGGAAACUGAAUAUGAAGGUGGAUUUUUGAAACUGACAAGAACGCAGGAAUGGGUAUUAGGUGACAACUCUGCACCAAUCAACAAGAAAGCCAUUGCUAAGGUACUUCAGGAUGACAGUGAAAGGAGGAAGAGACUGAACCUUCUCAAAUAUGAAGCUCUUAAGAGGGAAAUAUUGCUGUUAUCUGUUGGCAUUGGAACUGCAUGUAGUGGGUAUUGUUUGAUAGUUCUGUCAGCCCAGGCAGCUAUUAGUUAUGCAGCAGGAGUUCUUUUCAGUUGCUUGUACCUCCAGCUUUUGUAUCAACAUGCGGACAAUCUAUCCAAGGAAGCUGUUCCUCAGAUUUUCAUGAAAAAGAAGUCAAAGAAAAUUGGAAUAAGAAGCCAGGACCUGGAGGAUCUGUUAGAGAAAACCAUCAAGGGUAGUGGUAUUGCCCUUUCAUCUCCAAGGCUAGUGAUCCCUGCAGCUAUAUAUGGGUUGUGGAUCUUGUCUCAGCAUUUUGCUGGUGAUUUCUUUGAUUUUCAGCUGGUGCCAGCCAUGUUUGGGAUGUUUGCAUAUAAAGCUGCUGCUCUGGUUCAAGUUUAUAGGGACAAUGAAGAUCUACAAUUUGUCUUCCCAGACAAUGAAGAAGGCUCAAUUGACUAAGAAAUCCAGUUUAGAUAUCUUGGAGGAGUGCAUUGAUGCCCAUUCUUCUUAGUAUUCCAAAGGCAGCUGGGCACUCAGAAGCUUGCUUGAAAGGCUACAAAUUGGGCUACUUUGAGCAUCCAAAGUAGUGGGUGGAUUCUGAGGAAACAACAGAUUUUUAGUAAAAAUUUUGUAAAUGUAAAUGGUAAAAGAUUUAUGUUGAGUAUAUAAAAAACCUUUCACCUGCUGGUGGAAUGAUACAGAAUUCAUGGGUCAGUCACACGGUCAAUGCAAGUAGGUGUAUUUCAAUUUAA